UCACGUAUAAUGCCAUCUUCCUAUUAUUGCAUUUUUUAAUACCAUUUUAAAUUGAUUAUAUAACACCUGAACUUGAAUACUUAACAACGUUCUUAUACUUUUUGUAAAUUUGGUAUUGCUAAUGUAUUCAUUUUCUAACAUCAAAAAUGUCUAUAAGAUUUAGAAUUAUUCAGCUGAAACGCAAUAAAUUUGCUAAAAUAAGUAUUGGAACUUUUGUUAUCUUACUAUUACUAUUAGCUUUAUAUAAACGUUCAGAAAAUAUACAAAACUCACAUGAAUCAACACUUCCUAGACAUAAUAGAUUUUCAAAUCAGAUACCAAUUUAUCGUGAUCAAAUUCUUGGUAAUUUUGAGUAUUCUACUUCUACUAAUAAACCUGGUCCUGGAGAAAAAGGUAAAGCUCAUCAUGUACCAAGUGACCGAGAAAAUGAAGCAUUGCAGUCUCUUUCUGAAUAUGGCAUGAACAUGGCUUGCUCAGACGAUAUCUCUCUAAAUAGAUCAAUUCCAGAUCACCGCGAGGAAGAAUGUAAAUAUUGGACUUAUCCAGAACAAUUACCACGCACUAGUGUAAUAAUAGUAUUUCAUAAUGAAGGUUGGUCAUCUUUAUUAAGAACUGUACAUAGUAUUCUUAAUAGAACUCCACCUCAAUUUUUAGAAGAAAUUCUUUUGGUUGAUGAUUUUAGUAAUAAAGAAAAUUUAAAAAAAAAACUAGAAUAUUAUAUUGAAAGGUUUAAUGGUAAAGUAAGAUUAAUAAGAAAUUCUGAACGUGAAGGACUGAUAAGAACACGAUCAAAAGGUGCUUUAAAUGCUAGAGGGGAAGUAAUUUUAUUUUUAGACGCUCAUUGUGAAGUUGGAUACAAUUGGUUACCACCAUUAAUUGCACCGAUUGCCCGAGAUAGAAAAAUUAUGACUGUACCUGUAAUUGAUGGAAUUGAUCAUAAUACUUGGGAGUAUCGUCCAGUUUAUGAAAAAGAUCAUUUAUUCCGUGGUAUAUUUGAAUGGGGAAUGCUAUAUAAAGAAAUUGAAAUACCUGCUCAAGAAGAACGAAAACGAAUUUACAAAAGUGAACCUUAUAAAUCUCCAACUCAUGCAGGUGGUCUUUUUGCUAUCGAUAGAAAUUAUUUUCUAGAACUAGGAGCAUAUGAUCCUGGGCUACUUGUUUGGGGAGGAGAAAAUUUUGAACUGUCAUUUAAAAUUUGGCAAUGUGGUGGAAGCAUUGAGUGGGUCCCUUGUUCUCGAGUUGGACAUGUUUACCGUGGAUUUAUGCCAUAUAAUUUUGGAGAACUUGGCAAGAAGGUCAAAGGACCUUUGAUAACAUAUAAUUAUAAACGUGUGAUUGAGACAUGGUUUGAUAAUAAACAUAAAGAAUUCUUUUAUACUCGUGAACCAUUAGCACGCUACUUAGAUAUGGGUGAUAUAUCCAAACAAUUGGAAUUGAAAGAUAAACUGCAAUGUAAGGAUUUUUCAUGGUUCAUGGAAAAUGUUGCGUAUGAUGUAUAUACAAAAUUUCCUGAACUUCCUCCAAAUCUAUACUGGGGAGAAUUACGAAAUAUUGGCAAAACUACUUGCUUAGAUACUAGAGGUCAUCAACCACCAUCAUUAAUAGGUUUAGAAUUAUGUCAUGGACAAGGAAAUAAUCAGCUUUUUAGACUGAAUACAAAAGGACAACUUGGUGUUGGUGAACGUUGUGUUUUUGCUGAUAGACAAAAUGUAAAAUUAGUCGUGUGUCCAUUAGGAACUGUUGAUGGACCAUGGCAAUAUGAAUCUACCAACAAGUUGUUACUACAUACAAUAACCAGAAAGUGUCUUAGUGUUCAUCCAUCAUCUGAUCAAGUAAUAUUAACACCGUGUGACUCUAAUAAUGCUAAUCAACAGUGGAUAUUUAAACAAAUCGUACCAAGUUGGACAAGUUAA
This is a messenger RNA of Melanaphis sacchari, 1913 nucleotides long. It is a transcript of the gene Pgant7, whose product is annotated as N-acetylgalactosaminyltransferase 7. NCBI's taxonomy places the organism in Eukaryota, Metazoa, Arthropoda, Insecta, Hemiptera, Aphididae. The coding region runs from base 147 to 1913 and encodes 588 amino acids. The record is from RefSeq and is a predicted model, not a curated record. Gene Ontology annotation, cellular component: Golgi apparatus. The transcript has 12 exons.